Messenger RNA from Vicia faba (fava bean), 393 nucleotides. NCBI's taxonomy places the organism in Eukaryota, Viridiplantae, Streptophyta, Magnoliopsida, Fabales, Fabaceae. The record is from the annotation of a GenBank genome assembly.
AUGGACUUUCACUCUGGCGAGGCCUCUGGUGCCGCCGCCGUUGCAAAUGAUGAUUACACUGGAACCGACAACGGCGAUGGUUUGGAUAUAGUUUUGAACGACGACGAUUGUCGUGAUGACGAUGUUCAUGGUGAAGGUUUGGACAACAACAAUAAAGAGUGCUUUGAGAAGUCGAAAGUUGGCUCAGACUUUGUUACCGCACUUGGUGUUAAUUAUUUAUUGUUUCAGUCAAUUUUGGUUCCAUAUGGAAAUGAAAGUGCUCCUUGGUCUUCUGAUUCUUCUGAUUUCAAUCCUAUGAUGAAGAAUGUGAAUAUUCCCAUUAUUGAAGAUGAAGGAAUGCACAUCAACUCAAAGAGUAGUUUAGUCUUUGAUGGUGUUUCUAAAAUUGGUUAG